This is a messenger RNA of Aspergillus tanneri, 1869 nucleotides long. RefSeq lists its product as uncharacterized. The record is from RefSeq and is a predicted model, not a curated record. Lineage: Eukaryota; Fungi; Ascomycota; Eurotiomycetes; Eurotiales; Aspergillaceae. The coding region runs from base 1 to 1869 and encodes 622 amino acids. The transcript has 2 exons.
AUGUUGGACGAGCUGGACAACGUGUUUGAUGACCAUCCGUCCCUGGAUGCGUCCCUGGAAGAUUUCGAGAACAACAGCAAUUCCCAUCAGUCGCCCAUCUUCGGUCUCCCCUCCCAACAUUCCGGGUUUCGCUCCGAGGAGUCGGACGGUGAGGACGAGGAUGCGACCCCCCACGUGGAGCGCUGGUCGCCGCCGGGAUUUCGCAGGUAUGAUUAUGUGCAGGGGAGUGGGUGGUACCGCCAUCAGCCCUAUUCGCGCAAGAUCGACCAUGACCGUCUGGCGCUGAAGCCGACGGUGGGCCUGAGCCGGUCGCAGUCGCGCGAGCCGAGUCCUCAGUAUGAAGAUGCACUCGAGGGCCACACGGCUGUGAAUCGAAGCACGUCCGCAGAUACGGGGGAUGUUACGAUCGCUGCCAAUGUACCGUUGCCAGCUGAUGCAGACUCGCCGCAGAAGGGUCGGUCUCCCAGUCCCGGCCCGGCGGCCAGGACGAGCCCGAACCCGGAUGGAUUGGACUUUAGGUCGGAGAAUCACUUAAGCAAUUAUAUCCGGUUUGCUGUGCGCGCAGAAGUCCAGCACCGUGAACCCUUCGUCGCAUCGUUUAAUUACGUGCGAUCCAAGUUCGACCGUGUCACCAGCUCCAAAUCCAGUACCACGUUGUCCAUCGUGAUUGCGCUGCUCUCCAUCGCGUUCAUGCGCGCUUUGUUUUUGCCCAAUGUCCCGCAAUCCAUCCCGGAUCUCGUGAAGCUGUCGGGAUUCGCGCGGUCAUUCGAGCCAUUGAUCUAUUAUUCGGAGAACGGCGUGCAGCAAAUUGGGACCUUACAGGAGACGGGCGUCGCCGUCUGGGAUCUGAGUGAGUCGGUGCGUGGGACCAAUAUGACCAGUGCCCCGAUCAUUGUGCGCCAGCUGGAUGAACUGUCGGAGUCCUUGAAGUCGCUCUCCCUGGAGCUGACGCGCUUCUUUGCCAAUGUGGACUCGGACGUCGACUCGAUCCUGAUCGUCAUGGAUUGGGCAAAGCGGGAGCUCGAGACCUUGUCAUCCCAGCCGCCGAGCUCGCUGCCCUCGAUCGUCUUUGACAACGUGCACGAUAUGCUCUCACGGCUGGGCCCCCUGGAGCGGGUGACAGUCCCCAGCGGCGAAACAGGAGGCGAGGUCACCGCUGCAACUACGCCUACUGUGUACGGCCACGUCGUCACGGCCCUCCUCGGUCAAACCUCUGCGCAGCGCACGCGCGCAACUCUCACGCGGACUUUUACGGAGUUCCUAUCCGUCCUGGAAGAAUCCAUCAACAGCGAAUUGACCCACUCGACCUCGCUCUUUGCGCUCUUCGAGUCGAUCGAUCGGCAGUUCCUAAACCUCCAGCGCACGGUAGUGCGGGAGUCCGACGCCCAGGAGCGCGCGGAAGGCGAGAUGCUCAGCUCCCUGUGGACUCGCGUUCUCGGGCCCGAUGCGGCUAUCGUCCGUAAAUAUGAGAAGAACAAACGCCUCCUCGCCAACGUUCGUAGUCGUACCGUUGCCAACAAACACCUGCUGAUGGACCACCGUGGCCGCCUGCUAACCCUCAAAGUCAACCUCGAGACUCUCCGACGCAAACUCGUUAGUCCCCUUGUUCGACGGAACGAUUCUGUGAGCUUUCUUGGUGCCAUCGAAGGCGCCAGUGGCCGCAGCAAUGGUCGAAUGCUGGGGCCCGUGGAAGCCGUGAUCGAGGGCCAGAUCCGCGGACUCGAGGGCAGCCACGAUUAUUUGCGAUCGGUUCGGGAGAAACAGAAAGCCAAACUAAUGGAGAUGGUGUAUGGAUCAGGCCGCAAGAUACCGUCCACAUCAAUGCUAGCAGACGGGUCGGGUGAUUCACCGGAAAUCGAAGAAUUGUAA